AUGGCAAUGAGCUUUGUCAAAAUUCUUUUUGCCUCUCCGGAGGUCAACCAAAGCACCCGAAAAGCCAAAUCAAUCCCGAUCUUGAACCCCUUUGACAAAUAUGGACGAGUGUUCUUCUUCUCAUGGGUUGGCUUCAUGGUUGCAUUCCUGUCAUGGUAUGCAUUCCCGCCACUGUUGACUGUCACUAUUAAAAAAGACCUUCACAUGACACAAGCAGAAGUCGCCAACUCCAACAUUAUUGCAAUCCUUGCCACACUCCUUGUGCGACUUGUGGCAGGACCACUCUGCGACCGCUUUGGUCCACGCCUGGUCUUUGUAGGACUUCUCCUCUGUGGAGCUAUUCCUACUGCCAUGGCUGGCCUCGUCACCAAUGCCAAUGGUUUGAUUGCCCUUCGAUUCUUCAUUGGAAUCCUUGGUGGAACUUUCGUCCCGUGCCAGGUCUGGUGCACAGGCUUCUUCGACAAGAAGAUUGUCGGCACAGCCAACUCCUUGGCCGGAGGAUGGGGCAAUGCAGGUGGAGGGAUCACAUACUUCGUGAUGCCAGCCAUAUACGAUUCCCUCAUGCGAGACCGCGGUCUUCCUUCCCACCAGGCAUGGCGCGUCGCCUAUAUCGUUCCAUUCAUCAUCAUAGUUUCUGUCGCUAUGUGCAUGCUCUUCCUCUGUGAAGACACGCCUACUGGGAAAUGGUCUGAACGACACCUCUGGGCGAAGGAGACCAGCGGCACUGCCACACCCAUGGAUGGAAACAUUGUUGACCUCAACACAGGCACAUUUUCCAGCGGAAUGACAACCCCUUACAACGCAGCCACAAUCGAUGUUGAGAAAAAGGGCGCCCAGACACCGCAAGUCAUGGAUAAUUCAGCUGUUGGACAGAUGGAUAACAUCUUCAGACAAGAAGCUGUUGUCACCCCAUCUCGCAAGGAAGCCCUCAACGUGGCUCUGAGUCUGUCCACCAUGGCCGUUGCUAUUCCAUAUGCCUGCUCAUUCGGAUCUGAGCUCGCCAUCAACUCCAUUCUAGGAUCUUACUAUGAGAAGAAUUUCCCACACAUGGGCCAGACUCGAACUGGUCAAUGGGCUGCCAUGUUCGGUCUGCUGAAUGUUGUCUGCCGUCCUAUCGGUGGUCUCUUUGGUGACUUAAUAUAUCGCGCUACUGAUAAUGUCUGGUCGAAGAAACUUCUCUUGACAUUCUUGGGCCUUGCUAUGGGUGCAUUCCAGCUUGCGAUCGGAUUAUCCAACCCGACUACCGAGUCUGCCAUGUUUGGUCUCAUCGCUGGAUUUGCCUUCUUCCUUGAGGCUUGCAAUGGUGCUAACUUCGCCGUCGUGCCUCAUGUUCAUCCAUUUGCUAAUGGUAUUGUCUCUGGAAUUGUUGGUGGCUUUGGUAACCUUGGGGGAAUUAUCUUUGCCAUUAUUUUCAGAUAUAAUGGUACUGACUACGGGCGAUCGAUGUGGAUCAUCGGCGUUAUAUCUUUGGGAGCAAACUUGGCUGUCUCUUGGAUUCGUCCUGUUCCUAAAAGUCAGAUGUCUUAA
Molecule: messenger RNA, 1527 nt
Organism: Penicillium antarcticum
Lineage: Eukaryota; Fungi; Ascomycota; Eurotiomycetes; Eurotiales; Aspergillaceae
Product: MFS transporter
Exons: 5
Coding region: 1-1527 (508 amino acids)
Biological process (GO): nitrite transport; nitrate transmembrane transport
Cellular component (GO): membrane
Molecular function (GO): nitrite transmembrane transporter activity; nitrate transmembrane transporter activity
Source: RefSeq, a predicted model, not a curated record